Messenger RNA from Seriola aureovittata, 2416 nucleotides. RefSeq names its product G protein-coupled receptor 45 (gene gpr45). NCBI's taxonomy places the organism in Eukaryota, Metazoa, Chordata, Actinopteri, Carangiformes, Carangidae. Gene Ontology annotation, cellular component: membrane. The coding region runs from base 421 to 1581 and encodes 386 amino acids. Gene Ontology annotation, molecular function: G protein-coupled receptor activity. The record is from RefSeq and is a predicted model, not a curated record. The transcript has 3 exons. Gene Ontology annotation, biological process: G protein-coupled receptor signaling pathway.
CGACCACCUGCUCUAUGGCGUCAGCAUCAUCCGCAGGCGGAACGAUGGCGAUCGAUACGGCAGUGAAACGUUCAAAGUAGGAUAUUUAAGGAAAACCACUGCAUGCAGAGGGAGAGCAGGACGCUCACCCAGCUGAUUGGCUCGACAAAAAGACGAGUAUAAAACCUGCUGCUGUCAAAUGCGACGGUCAAGGAGCAGGAGGUGGAAACCAUAGCAACGGACUUGUCCUGCGUGUCCUGAAGAUGCCUCUCUGUUUUGCCAAGGUUGCAUCAGAGUCUGAGGUGAAGGGAAGACAGGCAAUCAUACCAUGGAUUUCACCAUGGAAGACCAACUGGUCAAAAACAACAUAAUAUGUGUACCACAAUAAUAAUCAGCCAUGCACAGCUUCUCUCGGGUUGAUAUCCCCUGAUAAUCGCUGCUAUGGCUUUUUGUAAUGAAAGCCUGCUGGAGGAGUGUGACUUCAUGGAGCCGGACAAUGUGGAGGAAACAGCAGAAAGCCUGCCAUCGGAAGCUGCGACUCCUCUCAUAUCAGUCACUCUGCGUGUGACCCUGGCAGCCAUAAUGAUCUUCAUGAUUACUAUUGGUUUCCUCGGCAACGCAAUUGUGUGUCUGAUUGUUUACCAGAAACCUGCCAUGCGUUCUGCUAUCAAUCUCCUCCUCGCUACGUUGGCCUUUUCGGACAUUAUGCUCUCUCUGCUCUGCAUGCCCUUCACUGCAGUCACUGUGGCCACAGCUGACUGGAGCUUUGGGAGCGGGUUCUGCCGAGCCUCCAUCAUGCUGUACUGGCUGUUCGUCUUGGAGGGGGUGUCCAUCCUCCUCAUAAUCAGUGUGGACCGAUUCCUCAUCAUUGUGCAGCGGCAGGACAAGCUGACCCCACACAGAGCUAAACUGCUGAUUGCAGGUUCAUGGGUGCUGAGCCUGUGUGUGUCCCUGCCGUCUGUGGUCGGGUGGAGGACUGGUGCGGCAGGUAUUGGCGGUGCCUGGGCGCCGCAGUGUGUCCUGGGAUAUAGUGAGUCUCUGGCAGACCGUGGAUACACAGUGCUCUUAGCAGUUGCAGUAUUCUUUGUACCAUUUACUGUCAUGUUGUACUCUUACAUGUGCAUCCUGAACACGGUGCGUCGCAACACCCUGCGCAUCCACAACCACACCAGUGAGCAUUCCUGUCUGCCAGCUCUCAACCAAGUCAGCAAAAUGAGACUUACUGGGCUGCAGCGCCCCCCUCAGGUCAAAGUGGACAUGAGCUUCAAGACACGAGCCUUCACUACCAUCCUCAUCCUCUUUGUUGGUUUCUCAGUGUGCUGGUUGCCGCACACUGUUGUCAGCCUGCUGGCCGUGUUCAGCCGGCAGUUCUACUACAGCUCGGUCUUCUACCCGAUCAGUAUAGGCGCUCUGUGGCUCAGCUACCUGAAGACAGUCUUUAACCCCGUCAUCUACUGCUGGAGGAUCAGAAAGUUCAGGGAGGCCUGUCAGGAGUUCAUUCCCAAAAGCUGCAGACUGUGUCCAAAAGCGCCAGGCAGGAGCCGCAGGAGAGUGAGGCCCAGUAACAUUUAUGUGUGCAGUGAGACUCAAUCAGCUGUGUGAAACAAGGAGGACCAGUUGGAUAGAUGCACAAACCAGCAGCUUUUGACACUGCUAUCAACUGUUUUUAACUCAUAAUCUUCCUCUUAACAAGCAAUGAGAGGCCACUAAAGUUCAUCUUAAAAGAAUAUACUGGUUGUUCAUAUAAUCUCACCACAAGAGUGAACCUUCAGUCUCAACUUUAAGGCAAAGUGGAUGAUGUGAGUGGUUAGAGAAAUGUAAAUAUGAACAUUGACAGUUCUAUGGCAACUCCAUCUGGUGAGGAAGGUCAUGUGACACAGUCAAAAGCUCCAGAGUAGUUACUGAAUGGAACUUGUGGUGAGAUUAUUUAGUGUGAAAGAUCACUAUUGAACUUUCGGUUUCAAUAUACAGUGGUUGACUUAACUUCAUGGCCUGAAUGGCCUCUGAAACUUACUGCCAUUCCAACAGUUUCAUAACCUCCACUGUCCAUUUACUUCUUUGUUUCAUAUUUUGUCCCCUCAAGUGGUUCAUCAGUGUUAUUCUGUUGCUUCAGACUGUAAACUUAACGUUCAGUCUUUGAGUAGUAGUCGUGAUAAUUAUUCAGUUGUUAGUUAUGUGAUGAGUUUCACAAAAACAAACUAAAAAAAAACAAAAAAAAAACAUACAUGGUAUUAAUGUUCAGUGAUGUUCUCAGAGGAAAGUCUGACAGCUUUUUGAAAAACUAAUUUUAAUGAAAUUUGUGCAAAAACGAAAACUUUUAUUAGUUAAAAACUGUUACUUUGGACCACGUGUGUUAUCAAAGGAGAGUGUCAGUUAUUCAGCUGUAAAUGUUACUUGAAUGAUGAAACCACCUAAAUAAAUAUAGUUUUGAAAUGAA